Molecule: messenger RNA, 1713 nt
Organism: Eriocheir sinensis (Chinese mitten crab)
Lineage: Eukaryota; Metazoa; Arthropoda; Malacostraca; Decapoda; Varunidae
Product: methylmalonic aciduria type A homolog, mitochondrial-like
Exons: 5
Coding region: 99-854 (251 amino acids)
Biological process (GO): mitochondrial translation
Cellular component (GO): ribosome; cytoplasm; mitochondrial large ribosomal subunit
Molecular function (GO): GTPase activity; GTP binding; structural constituent of ribosome
Source: RefSeq, a predicted model, not a curated record
UGACCAGCCGGGCCGGUGAUGGCGGAGGCUGCGAGGCGGUAGGGAAAAAUCUUUAUAUAACGCCUUAAUUACCGGCCCACAGACACCCUAGCAGCACAAUGGCGUUAAUACUACCAAGACAGAUGACCCGAGCGUUGCUGAGGACGAGGGGCAUGUGUCAAGCGGGCGUGGGAGCCACAGCAUGGACGCAGAGGGCCGGCUAUCAGAACUUCCCCAUGCCACCCAACUACGACCAUAUCGAGGUCCCCAAGGACCGGCAGAAGCUGAAGUUUCAGAUGAAGGUUCCUCAGUUCUUGGGCACCGCGCGGCCUAUCAAGAUGACCAAGAGGCUUGACCUGAUCCGCGGGGAGGAGGAGAUUCACCGCGACCUGUUGCUCCAGCAGUACGGCAUCAUUGCUCGUCGAGGGGGGAUGCUUCGCCACGGGCACAUGGAGAUGAUCCGUAUGACCAUCGCAAGGAAGAUCGACAUUAGCAAGAUGUUCGCCAUAUGGAGGAUCGACGCGCCCUGGAAACCCAUCACCAAGAAGGGCCAGGGCAAGCGCAUGGGGGGCGGCAAGGGCUCCAUCGACCACUACACCACGCCCAUCAAGGCCGAGCGGGUCAUCAUUGAGGUUGGCGGGAAGUGCACAUUUGAGGAGGUUAAGCCGAUCCUGAAGAUGCUCGCCGAGAAGCUGCCGUUCCCCGCCGACGCUGUGAGUCACGAGAUGCUGGUGGCGCGGCGAGAGGAGGAGGAGAGGCUGGAGCGCGAGAACCUCAACCGCUACACCUUCAAGUACAUCGUCCAGAACAACAUGAUCGGGUGCCACAAGUGGAUCAAGAACAUCGACAAAGUGUACUUCGGAAAAUACACGUAACGGGAGAAGGUUAGGUGGAUGUAGAUAGAGAGUGGUGAGGUGGAGGAAUGGUGGAUGUGGAGUUGAAGGAUGUGGAUCAAUAAUGUCGACAGUACGUAUAUACUUCGGAAAAUGGCAAAACACAAGUAACGGAAGGGUAGGUGGAUGUAGAUAGAGGUGUGGUGGAUGAGUUGCAUAGGUGGAUGUGGAUCAAAAAUGUCGACAAUACAUAUAUACUUCGGAAAAUAGCAAAGCACGAGUAACAGAAGGGUAGGUGGAUAUUGAUAGAGGGUGGAGAGGUGGAAUAGUGGAUGAGUUGCAUACAUUGAUAAAGAGAUGGCGAAAGAAGAGGCGGAAUGGUGGAUGAAUCAGUUGCAUAGAGGUCAUACGGGUGAUGCCUUGUAUUAUAAUUCUUACUACAUGUGUGUCAUAUAUAAGUAUGGAAUUAGCGAGUGUUUGUGCAGCUGUUUCGAGAGAGCCUGGGUUCGAUUCCCGGGCGGAGUGGAAAAAUUUGGGCGGCUUUUCCGAUACCCUACGCCCCUGUCCACCCAGCAGUGAAUGGGUACCAGGUAUUAAUCGGGGGUUGUGUCCUGUCUCCUGGGGUCUGUUCCCUUCUCCUAUACUUCCUUCCCCUUCUGUCUCUCUCUGGCAUAUGACCACAGAUGUUGCACCAACUAAACGAAACUUUCCAAACUUGUGCAGCUGUUGAAAGAUGAAAUAGAGAGAAGAGUAGGAAAUUUAGAACCAGCAGAAGUAUAAGCUCAACAAAUACCUCCUAAUCCAAUACUGUAUCCACCCGUUGUUAAUAUUUAAAGCCUCAUUCGCAGCUGAGUGUAUGCACGGAAAUUUUAUAAGAAAAAUAAAUCGCAAUAGCACAGAA